CAGCUGACUGCAGAUCCUCGCUGCCGGGCUCUCGGAGCCUCAGUCAUCUCUCGGCGCGCUAGCCGGCUGGUCGUCGGCUCCCAAAGCUCCCUUGAGCUCCCAGCGGCUGAAUUUUCUAAGUCUAUUAUCAACUUAGUGCCUGGACUGAAGAUGUCUUCAGGAAUGUAUUACUGCCGACUCGCUAAUAUAGUGAAGACCUGAUCUAUAAUGGAGCGCGAUGGCUUGCCAGAAGAUCCCGCGCAACAAUGGGAAGUUCUUCUGUGUAUCAUCGCCUUCGAAGAAAAGAAGAUAGACCGCAGACCUGAUGGCGCUAUCGAGGCCCUGACUUACUUCUACAACCAUAAGGGAAUAAGGCACAUCUUCACAGAAUGGAUCAACCAGAUGAAGCUGAGUUACGACAAGCAAAUGUCUGAAGAUGAUACAGCCAGGAAGAAUGAUGAGAUGGCAUUGCUUUGGAGGCAGCGGGGAAACAUCAAGUUCAGAGCGGAGAUGUUUGAAGAGAGCCACAAGCUAUACACUAAGAGUGUGCUCUUUGCUAGAAAAGAUGGGCCUUUAUACUCUGUGGCAUUGGCUAAUAGAUCCGCUGCCUCCUUGCGACUCAGACGCUACAAAGAGAGUUUGAGAGAUGUCCAACGCGCUCUGAACCACCAAUACCCGCCGGAUCUUCAGCACAAACUGUACUUGCGUCGCGCCGAGUGCUUUCUAGAAAUGGGCCAGAGACAAAACUGCAUUGAAGCCAUGAAACAAGCGGUCAGGCACAACGGGAGGAUCAAACUCAGAGGCAUAUCUAAAGCCGAGUUCGACAAGUCAUACCGUUUGCUGGAAGAAAAGAUAGUGAAACUGAAGUAUGACGCACCUGCCGACGAACUACAUUUGCCCGAGUUAUACCUCGGAGAGAAUCCAAAUUUCAGGAACGCAUGCGGAGCUGUCGAACUAGUACGGAACGAGGAGUUUGGGCGUCACGUACUGGUGAAAGACCCGGUGAAGAGAGGUGACGUAAUAUUCGCCGAGGAGCCUUUCGCCUCCGUCAAACUGCCGGACAAGGACCUGCCUCAUCCUUACUACUGCGACUACUGUUGCAGCAGCGACUCGGCUAUGAUUGGGUGCAGCGACUGCUCUCGUGUGGUAUUCUGCGACGAAGCUUGCCACUAUCUCGGCAAAAACUUUUACCAUCGUUGGGAAUGUAUCGGAGUAAGAGCUAACAUAUUCCCUAUUAUAGGGAUCGCUCAUUUGGCCUUUAGGGUUAUGUUAAAAUACGCCCAUAAGGGUUUCCCUCGGCUUCCGGAGUCUGCUGGCACGCCAACUACUGCUGCCGCAUUAAUCGCUGAGUACAGCAAGGUGGACAACAUCCACAUCUACAAGACGGAGACAGAGUCUUUCUAUCGUAUGUUCAACCUCUCGUCCAACCUGGGCACUUCGGCAAACACUGACAACAUUCAGUACGCUCUAUCGUCCACCAUGCUGACUCUGUAUCUGGAACAAAAUACAAAGUUUUUCGACUAUUUCCCGGCAAGGGUUGGGUAUCCCCUACCCAUGAACGAAAUGAAGCUCUUGUGCGCAGCCUUGAUAUUCCGUAGCUUGGGCCAACUGAUUAGCAACGCACACACGGUAAUGGAAUUGAAUACCGGUCAAAAUCCAAACAUGCCAAUACCGUGCACAGCCAGCCCCUGGCGUCGAGUUGGAACGGGGAUAUAUCCGAGCGCUUCAAUGAUGAAUCACUCUUGUGAGCCCAAUAUCACAAAUGUGUUCUACAAGAACCACCUCUUCGUUAAAGUGAUCCGUGAGUUGCCCAUUGGGGGUGAAGUUCUCAAUUGCUACGGUCCCCACUAUGCAAGAGCCUCCACCGACGACAGACGCGAAGCCCUCCGCAUCCAGUACGGCUUCAACUGCAUGUGCCCUGCCUGCGUCGACGAAUCCAGAAAAGACUUUGUCUCGCUGUUUUCGGCGUACGCAUGCUCGUCAUGCAAAGGUCCUGUUACAUGGGAAGGGACGAGAAUGUGUUGCCACCAGUGUCCCAAUGAGUUCCCGCUGCAAAGAGCCCAGAAUGCUGCUGAGACUGCUGAUGCAAUGCACGCAAUAGUUAACUGCAAGCGGUGCCAUAAGGAACUCAAGAUUCCAGACAUAAUUAACACGUUCACCCGAAGUCACAAAUAUGUGCACCAAGCCAUGCGCGCUCGAACUAAAGAGGAGCGUUGCGACCGAAUGGUUCGGUCUUAUCGAUUGAUGCAGCAAGUUUUGUAUCGCCAUCAUAACAUAUUGAGAAAGGCUUCUGAUGACCUGGCAAUGCUAUACGCUGCUAUAGGAGAGUACACGAAAAGCAUAGAUCUGAUAAAGCAAAACAUCCAGAGUUUCGAGUACCAGUUUGGGUCAUUCAGCGUUGAGGUAACCAACGAGAUCAGAAAGAUGGCGAACCUUAUGUUAGGACGCAUCAUGAAGUAUUUAGACAAUCCUGAAUUAGACGAACGCCAGCCAAUGGCUAUAAAGGAUUGGAUCCGCGAGACCUUGAAGAUCGCUAAGAAGGCCACGCAAUUAAUGGAGCUCAACUUCGGCACGUGGCAGCCGAUGUACAGAGCUCUGAAAGACAACGAGGACGUGCUGGAGAACAUGCUGGCCGGUCCGCGGUUCCACGAUCAUCCCGAAUGCUUCAACCAUCGUCUGCAGAACCUUAACCUCAUUUAGCAAGAUAAGUGCACGUUUCUUUAAGAAGGCUAAGACCUUCGGACCUGGGAUACACAAAUUCAUUCAUUGUGAAUCCAGAAGAAAAUAAAUUAUAAUCAAGUGAAGCCAGUUUAAAAGCAGUUGUGUUUCCCAGGUCCCAAAUUGUACUUUGGACUUGAUAAAUUAUUGAUGUUGUGUGUGUGCAUACUCUUUGUACAAGCAUUGGAAAUGUAGGUGAGGCAAAACAAUUUAUUUUCCAAUGCACUGUACGAUUUACACUGAUCGUGAUGUAUUCCGUAAUUUGUCAUAACUAUUUAAUUGCAAUGAUGUGUACGAUUUAUACCUAUCGUCAUGUAGGACGUAAUCUAUAAUACCUGUAAUCACUUUUUUUGAUCACCGCUUUUAAACACUUACGGAUAUACAUGGAAUUGUUUUCGAUUACGUCGAGAAGAUGUUUUCGAAAAAUAAUUUCCUUUGAUGGGGGAAGUGAAUUAAGCGCGACUACAUUCUUGUCCGAAAUUGCUCUCGUGGUGAUUCUCGCGCGGCCGUAGUCUCAGAUUGAAAAUACGGUCAAACUUAUCCCCAUCGGUAUUGUACGAAACCGGAAAUGACUACUUAGAUAAGCAGCAACGUCAUUUAGUAUGAUGUAACUGCGAUCACCAAGUAAGCCUGGUGAUAUAAUAAAGUUCUCUCUAACGACAAGCCAAGAUUUGUUUGCAUCAUUCAUUGAAGUAAUCCGAGUGUAAAUCGAUCACAAGUUAGGCACGCGCUGGUGAUGCAACAGGUUUAAACAUUUUGUAGGUAAAAUGAUCAUUUGAUUUGUACCACGCUUGAGUGACGUAUACGUAAGCUGUACAGAGUGACAAACUGGUCUGAGUGGCAUUAUCUAUUUAGUCUCGCUGGGUAGAAUUAAGUAGCUGGAUGAUCAUUUGGUUGGGUUUAUAAACCUGUCUGUCGUGUACUGAUCAAAAUUUCAGUUCGUUAUAUCUUUGCCUGAAAACGUACCUUGGAUCCCUUCGAUUCAAUGUAACAAAUCUUACAUUCUCCUUGUGUUCUAAAAUCCUCCCCCCCCCCCUUCUAAAUGUACAACACACACAUUCUUCUCAAAACCCCAUUCUGAAAUUGUGACAUGAGACAAUAUGUUAUCGGUUCCUGACACACGAAGCUAAAUAUAAAGCGUUCGUAGACAUUGGGCGAUUCUGAUUAUAAAAUGCGUUAUCAACUAUGCUCACCGGCAUGAUGGUCUCUUGAAACACGUCGAGUCGCUAUUAUCGAAAUAAAAAUCCAGAACUGGUAAAGAAUAACAAAGGUGUCAAAUUAAACUACCGAUGCCCCUGUCUCAUUUCAUUUUACUAUUGUCUCCGACUUUUAUGUCUAUUUUCUCCAGUGGUAGAGCACAGCUGUGUCAGCUGUAGUAUGGGCACGCUCGACCGGGGUAGUACCACACUCUCACAAAUCGGCGGACAAUAGCGACCUUCAAGCUGCUGUGUUUCGUUCGGUGAGUGAUGAGGUCCGGAGCCCACGCUUUCCCCUUUCCCCGCCCCGUCCCCCGUCCGCGCUUCUUGUCCUCUCUCCCCGUCCCCCAUCUUCCUUCUAUUGCUGGGGCACAUUUACAAGCACGUGUUGUCAAAUGGGAGAUCAACGUGACACACACACACCUUGCCGUGUUUCGUUUACUAAAUGAUGGUGAAGUGCCCCGCGCCUGCCCGUCCCACUGCUUCUCACUCUUCCCUUCAUCACCCCCCCCCCUCCCUCCGCCUUUACUGUCUUUCCUCCUAACGCCAUAUUCUUCACUAUCUUCGAGUUUUAUAAAUUUCUCACAUUUGUCAUUUACUUUCUCUCACCCCUGUACCCCAACAUUUUUAACUUUUCCGACUUUUACAGUCGAUUUCCUCUAUGCGGUAUACCAAAUCUAUUCUCUCUACUUGACCCUGUCCCCAUCUCACAUUUUCUUUUCUUUUGUCAUUUCGACAGAGGAAUAUAUUCUUUACAUUAAUGUCUUCUUCGGUAUACGUCUUCGGCUAUUUAUUUUUUUUUUGUUCAAAAUAAAAUAAAAAUUUACUUAUUUGAGCAUUUACAACGAACAUCAGAUACGACAAACAUUUUCGGCUUGUCCGGAUAGAUACGACAACUUGUUGUCAUUAUUGAGACAAAACUAUUAUACCUGGCUGAGACUUUUGGGUUCUCUUGUUUGAGGCAAUGACCCUACAAAGCGGUGAUCAAAUAUAAUUCUAAGUCAUGUCAGUACCCGAUAUGCUAAUCAAUGAUAUAUUUAAUCUGAAUGUAAAACGGAUAUAAAUCCCGUGUGUAGUACAUAGUUGUAAGAUGUAUGAGGCUGUCAGUAACCUAAAAAAGACAAAAUGUCAAGGUAUCAUUUACUGAAAUUAUUUGCAAAAAAGUCUGUUGUUAUGGAAACUAAUUUGUAAUAAGGUGUAAACCAACAAAAUUUAAGGAUGGAAACAUUUUACGAAAUUUUAUUAUCUUCGAACUAAUUAAUCUACGCUGACAGCUUGCUACAACGUGACUACGUCGCGUAUGUAAUAUUUAAGCAGUAUUUAUUAUUUACACUUCUAAGAUUAAUGUUUUAUAUGUGUCUGUAGCGAUAUGCAAAUGUAAGCAUUUUCCCUUAAGUAAUCAACAUUUUCAAUCACUUCACGGUUUCAUUCAUUCAUAAAACAAUGCCUAAGCCUAACUACCUAAAUGUCCCUUAUAAUUAAUUACAAUUAAUUUAUCUUCUUAUGGUUUAUGAAUGAAAACAUCCAGAUGUGUCCUACGCACUCACAGAUGAAUGAAUACGAGUGCUGAAACUCGCUGCCCAAUAUCAUUAAGAUCAUGGUAUUAUACUCUGAAAAAAAAAUACUGAGUAUACCUACGCAAAACGCAUUUAUUAAACUGAGAGUGCGAGUACUGGAGGUUAAAGAGGAAACAGCUUCUUUUAUUGUUUUUGCGUAAACUUUUUUUUUAAUCUUUAUUUAAUAAGAACGUCAAAUUAUGAUUGCAUUCAUUCAUUGAUUCAUCCGUGUCAUCAUCACACAAUUUGUAAUGUUAUGUUGCAUAAGAGAAUGAUGUAAGUUUUUUUUUUAUUUCAUUUGUUUCUGAUCGGACCGGUUGUCCAUUUAUUUGAUACGUGAAUUAAGAGUUUCGAUGUCAAUAUAAGUACUUUCUCGGUGUUACUGUAAUCACUAGAGUGAAAUUCUCUUUGCACAGUAAGCAGAUUGCAGUCGGACUAUUUAUUUAAAUGUGAGCUUGCUUGAACUUGUUCUUAAAUUAUUCCUUUAGGGCAUCUGCUUUGACAGCGAAAAGAUGAGGUGGAACGAAUAUUGCAAAAAAAAACAUCAUUAUGAUCGCAAUGAAAUUUCAGAACUGUUAAACGAUCUCGAUUGAUGGUGGAUUGGUAUCUCAUGUUAAAUUGUUAAUUUGUAUGCAACGGGCGGAUCCCCUAAACAUUGACAACUAAACCAGCGGCCUAUUCGUAUAACACUGCCAUGUUUAACGAAUGUUCUUUUCACAUUUCCUUUUCUUCUCGUUCUGCAGUCUGCUUGCUUUUAAUUAACCUCUUAAUGUCUAAAAUAUAUGUGUAUUGUCGUCAAAUAUGUCGCAGGUAAUUUGAUAUUUAUUUUUAGUAAUUAAUUCUCGUUUAGACUUGUUUUGUUGAUUAUAUUAUCU
This is a messenger RNA of Spodoptera litura, 6324 nucleotides long. Its product is annotated as protein-lysine N-methyltransferase SMYD4. Gene Ontology annotation, molecular function: histone deacetylase binding. The record is from RefSeq and is a predicted model, not a curated record. Gene Ontology annotation, cellular component: nucleus; cytoplasm. NCBI's taxonomy places the organism in Eukaryota, Metazoa, Arthropoda, Insecta, Lepidoptera, Noctuidae.